CUUCUCUCAUCACUUUAGUCGGCCGGCGCGCGCCCGCGUGCGGAGUGCGGUGCGGAGCAGAGGCGAGCAGCGCGCCGCAGCAGAGCCAGGGCCCCGGGGACCACGCGCGCACCGCAGCACAGCGAGGACACCAAGCAGGCCGCGGCCAUGGCGUGCUGCAAGAGAUGGACGCUGGCGGGCCUGGCCGUGGCUGUCCUGGCGGCUGCCCUGAACCUGACGGCGUGGGACACGAUCUGGCCCUUCGCGCAGGUUGUCCGCGGGGUGCGGGUCACGCAGGGUCAACUCGCCGGCCUGGCGCAGACGACGGACGCCGGCUUCCACUAUCUCAGCUUCCUGGGCAUCCCGUUUGCUGAGCCCCCAGUGGGGAAUCUGCGGUUCAAGCCAACUCGGAAGGGCCGGCCGUGGGAAGGCGAACUGCAGGCCUUCCGGAAUGGACCCAGCUGCAUGCAAGUCAGGGACAGGAGCUUCAAGUUGCAUGGGUUGCUGGGUCGCAACGCUGGCUGGAACGAGUUUCUGCUCCUAGUCACCUCAAUCCCUCGCGUCCUCAAGCUGAUCCUGUCUUUCAGGCAGAGUGAAGACUGCCUGUUCCUGAACGUGUUCACCCCGGUGACGCGUUUGCCGACCGAUCACCUGCGGCCAGUGUUGGUGUUUAUCCACGGUGGGGGUUUCGUCCGCGGCAGCGCGCACUCGGCCAUCUACGGCCCCGACUACCUCGUCGAGCGUGACUUGGUGGUCGUCACCUUCAACUACCGCCUCGGAGCAUUUGGCUUCCUGUCGAGCAACACCUCGCACGCGCCCGGGAAUGCGGGGCUCUGGGACCAGACCCUGGCCCUCGAGUGGGUUCGGGACAACAUCCGCCAGUUCGGAGGCGACCCGGACAGGGUGACGCUCUACGGUGAGUCGGCUGGCGCCGCCUCCGUGCACCUGCACGUGUUGUCCCCGCAGUCCCGGGGCCUGUUCCACGCCGCCGUGCUGUCCAGCAGCACCGCCCUGUCCACCUACGUCAUGGCCGAGGAGGCCUCCAAGUCGGCGGUCCUGGCCCGGAGCCUCGGGGCGGCCGAAGACGUCGUCGCGGACCCGGCGCGCCGCAUCGAGUUCCUCCAGUCCAAGACCAGCACAGAGGUGUCCCGCGGCUUCGCGGACUGCCUGAACGAGGAUGACACCCGGCAGAUGAUAACAAAGCUGCCCUUCGGACCCGUCGUGGAGGACUGUUCCGACGGCCUCGACCACUUUCUCUGCGCUCAGCCCGAGGACGCGCUGCAGGCCGGCGCCUUCAACAAAGUCCCCAUGAUCAUCGGCCUCAACUCUUACGAGGGCACGCUCAUCCACGCUCUGGACUCCGUGGAGGAGGUCCUAGAGAAGACCAACCGAGACGUGAGGACCUUCGUGCCCCGCGGCCUCUACCCGCGCAUGAGCGACGCCCAGCGACUCGCGGUGGGCCGACGGAUACGCGACCAGUACAUCAGGCCCGAGUCACCCAACGACACCCUCGCGCUAAUCCACCUGUACGGGGACUCGCUGGUGAACCACGGCAUGCACGUGGCCAUGCGCUGGCACGUCGCGCACUCCACGCCCGCCGCGCCCGUCUACAUCUAUCAUUUCGUCAACAACAUCUUCGGCUUUUACAAGUUCUUGUACGGCGCGUCCCUGGACGGCCCGGGCCACGCCGACGAGCUGGGCUGCGUGUUCUACAUCCACAUCCUCAACAUGGGCCUAGCACAAGGCCAGGAGAAGCUCAGCGUAGCGAGAGACAAGAUGACGGAGCUUUUAGCAAACUUCGUUUACCGGAGAACACCGACAUCGAAGGACAGCAAGAGUUUAAAUAUACCUUGGCCACCUUCCACUCGCGAAAAAAACUCUUAUCUCGAGUUUGGCGAAACUUUUAAAAUUAAGACUGAUCUUCUUAGGGAAAGAAUGCAAUUUUGGGACUCAGUGUAUAGUGAAAUUACUCACCAUCCCGCCUAUAAUAAUUAAGAUUCUUACAUUUUUUACA
Frankliniella occidentalis (western flower thrips) is the source of this 1993-nucleotide messenger RNA. Its product is annotated as cholinesterase 1. The transcript is spliced from 13 exons. The record is from RefSeq and is a predicted model, not a curated record. Bases 148 to 1974 code for a protein of 608 amino acids. Lineage: Eukaryota; Metazoa; Arthropoda; Insecta; Thysanoptera; Thripidae. Gene Ontology annotation, molecular function: hydrolase activity.